GUAUCAAUAUUAUCGACGCGGCCCAUACAGGACAUAGGUGCGAUGGAUGGCUCAAACGACCUACUCAAGAAACGAGAACGAUUUCGCGAACAAAUCCGCACGGCCUUGGAAGAAGAUCCGGAUCCUCUAUCCGCCUACGACAACUUCGUCAAAUGGACACUCGAGAACUAUCCUAAGCAACACCUUGCUCAAUCCGGGCUGCUAGAACUCCUCGCGGAGGCGACACGACAAUUCAAGGACGAUGCGGCGUAUAAAGGGGAUCUGAGAUACCUCAAGCUCUGGUCGCUAUACGCCAAUCAUGUCGAAGAUCCGAGCGUUGUAUACGCCUAUCUUCUGGCGAACGGCAUAGGCAUGGUAUAUGCACAAACAUAUUGGGAAUAUGCUCUAGCACUCGAAUGUGCUGGGAGGCGAGCCGAAGCGGAGGCAGUGUACAAGCAAGGUGUCCAGAGACGGGCACGUCCGGUAGAUCCCUUGAAACGACGCUACGAAGAGUUCAAGAACAGAACCUCGCCUCCAACAAGCAUCGCAAGUACCAAUGCCGUGCUAUGGAAGGGGGCUUCGUCAUCAACACGAGCGCUUCGACGGAACCCUCUGAAGUACCACACAUCUGACUCUCCCUCUGCAUCUAGCUCUGCCGAUUCUCAACCCACGUCUUCAGCACCCUCCACAAGUCAAACGUCUUCUGCCGACCAAAAACGUGAACGCUAUGCCUUGAUGCUCGCCCCACCUGUUCCUGGCAAGCGCCCGGAGAAGCUGCGCUUCAAUCUUUCGCUGCUUUUCACGGAGGAUGGGACGGAGUACAGCAUGCAGGAGGCACGCGCCCGUUCAAUGGGGCUCCUAGGCAAGAAAUGGGGCCCACCGCCCGAGGCAGCUGCUGUGCGAGUGAACUUCAAGGACGGACCGAGCACGAAUAGUAGCCGGACGGGGAUGACGCGAACAAUGCGCAAGGGCUUCGAGCCGACAGUCACGCUGGCUACGAAGGAGGCACUCGCAGACGUCUUUGGGAUGUACAACUCGCCCGAGAAGUCGAUGCGUUUUGGUGCAGUCGCGGGAAGCAAGCAUGCACCUGUGCACAAAGUCGCAUCUGUCGCACCAAUGUCGCUCGAAGCACAGUUCCGCGCAGCCAGCAACGAGAACGCGCUGGUGGCUACGAAGACUCCAAAGAACAAUGAGAACGCGAUGAUACCUGUGAAGACUCCAAGGGCGAAUGAGAACGCGGGCGUGCCCGCGAAGACGCCAGUUCAUACCAUUCAUGGACGAGGACCGCCUAGCAAGCUGCCUACAUAUACUCCCAACCACGGACGCAAAGCACUUUCCGUCAAAGAUGUGUCCACCCCAGCACAACCUGCCAAAGAUGAGCUUUCGCAAAGUACGAAGACCCCAGGGGCGUUCAAAUCUGGACCCGUGUUUUCUGCCGUCUUUACCCCCGCCGCCGAAGUGCCAAAGGACCGCCCUGUGGCGCGUCGGGAUACGGGGCCAGAUCAGCAACCUCCAUCGAGGGCGACGAGUGCAUCCCCCCCGAGGAAAGUGUUCAGCCGACCUCCCACGCGGAACGAAAACAUCCCUGCACCUGAGCCGACUUCAGCAUUACAGUCGAGCACUAUCAUACCUUACGUCGAUGGCGCCGACGAGAUAGCAGCACCCACACCCGCUCGUCAGCCAUUGAGCGAACUCGUUGAGCCUGAGGAACUUGUGGAAGAAGAUACGCAGCAAACCAUUGACGACUCAUACGAGGAGGAUGACGAAGAACUCGAUGGCGUGCAGGACGAACUGGAUCAGCCUUCACCGGUAGAUGAGUAUGACAGUAUGCUUGACGACGGGGAGGAACUUGCCUCUCGCCCCACCCCACUUGGCGGAAGGUUCGGCAAGUUCGAUCGGACCAUCGAGUAUGCUGCGAGUAUGCGCUCGACGCCGAACGACACGAUCAAUGCCCGACCCACGCAUCAGGAUCCUGUCGAGGCUGCGGAGCUGCUUGCGGCGGAACUGCUUGAAGAGGAGGAAGCAGAGGGACGGCAAAGGGAGGCGGCGAAUGCCCUCUCCGAUAUCGAGGAGAGGACUGGUACACUGAGCCUGUCGGACGCCUUGACUGCUGCCUCCUCCUUCCAGCCCCCAAAUCCCUGCAAUCCGCAGCAGGAUUCCGAUCGGCUGGAAGCCAUACAGAACGGAAACACAACCGGUCGUAUGACCGAAGACUUGACCACUCUGGAGAUCAAUCUUCUGGACCGUCGUUUCGGCAUCGUAGAUAAACUCGGCGAAGGCGGGUUUGGUGCGGUUUUCGAAGCCGUCGAUCUGGACAAGCAGGAGGAGUUAGAUGAAGCUGACGAAGUCGAUCUCGACGCGGAGGAGCAAUCCCGCGUUGCGCUGAAAGUGGUGAAGCCGCGUAACUUAUGGGAGUUCCAUGUCUUGCGGCGCAUCCAUCGGACUCUGCCUUCUGCGCUGCGAAACUCGAUUAUCACUCCGCAGGCUCUGUACGCCUUCCGGGACGAGAGUUACCUCGUGCUCGAGCUACGCAAGCAGGGAACUCUCUUGGACGUUGUCAAUCGUGCAGCACAGAACGGCAUGACCCAGCAGGGUGGCUGUCUCGACGAGCUUCUCGUCAUAUUCUUUGCCAUCGAGCUCAUGCGCCUUCUGGAGGGCCUGCACCGGGCCGAUGGGCCCCGUGGGCCCUCCGGGUUGGCGAGCAUAUAUCAGCCUUCGGGCGAGGGUGAUUGGUGCUACAAAGGCAUCAAGAUGAUCGACUUCGGGCGCACUAUCGACACACGUCUCUUCCCUGCCGGACAGCAGUACCUCGCAGAAUGGCCGACAGACGCGAGGGACUGUCUGGAGAUCCGGGAGGGCCGACCGUGGACGUUCCAGACGGACUACUUCGGACUCGCCGGGAUCAUCUACUGCAUGCUGUAUGGCAAGUACAUCGAGGCAUCCUCCGUGAGCCUCGUGCCGGGAACGGAGGAUCGAUACAAGCUGGCAACACCGAUGAAGCGAUACUGGCAGGGCGACCUCUGGACGCGACUUUUCGACCUUCUGCUCAAUCCUUGCCUGGCGCGGGAUGACGGGCAACUGCCGGUUUGCGACGAGCUCGCAGGACUUAGGGUAGAGAUGGAGAACUGGCUGCAAGUCAAUUGCAACCGAGCCACGAACACUUUGAAGGGGUUGCUGAAGAAACUGAGCGUGGUGGCGCUCCGUGGGUAG
Fomitopsis serialis is the source of this 3189-nucleotide messenger RNA. Its product is annotated as Mad3/BUB1 homology region 1-domain-containing protein. Gene Ontology annotation, biological process: protein phosphorylation; meiotic sister chromatid cohesion, centromeric; mitotic spindle assembly checkpoint signaling. The transcript is spliced from 9 exons. The record is from RefSeq and is a predicted model, not a curated record. Bases 43 to 3189 code for a protein of 1048 amino acids. NCBI's taxonomy places the organism in Eukaryota, Fungi, Basidiomycota, Agaricomycetes, Polyporales, Fomitopsidaceae. Gene Ontology annotation, molecular function: protein kinase activity; ATP binding.